AUGGAGACUGAGCCUGAGGACGAGCGGUCGGCCGGACACCCCACGCUGGCCUCCUCCUGGGACGCCGCGUGCGGGGCGCUGGGCCGGAGCCUCCGUGUCCGCGGAGCCCAGGACUCGGACUGGGAGGAGCUGCUGGCGCCGCCUGCCUCGGGCCGCGACCUGGUGAGUCUGCAAAGGAGUCCCAGGAGCCCCGAGGGAAAGCCCUGCGUCCUCUCCCUGAGCUGCACCCCGAGGGGAGGUGAAGAGAUCGUGUCUGUGGGCAUUUUAAGUUCAGCGAGAAACAUGGAAGUGUACUUGGCCGAGGAGUACUGUGGCACCAGUAGGGGCAGGAGUGUUGGUGAUGUGCUGGACUCCAGCGAACAAGAAAAAAUUAUUUUAUACAGAAAUUUUCUAAGACUGGAGCCCGCUGCCCGUGCGUGUAAAAUAAAGCUGCUCUCCUUCGGGGAAAAGCCGCGUGUGUUCGUCAGCCAGGUGGUGGUGCACGUGCGGCCCAGCCUGGCCAAGCCUCCCGCCAGCUCUGCUGCCCCGGGGCCCAGGGUGGACCUGGAGAGGGUCCACAGCCUGCUGGCGGCCAUGGGGUCCACGCUGUCCCCGGGGGCUCAGCAGCUGAUGAGUAUGGUCAGAUUCCAGCAGCAGCGCGGCAUUCCCCUGGGGGAGCAGCUGCAGGCGGUUUUGGGGAGCGCUGCCUGCCAGCAAGUGCUGGGCCUGCGGGCCUCGGCGCCCUCGGGAGCCUGGGACAGGCCGCCCUGUGCCCCUGCUCCUCUCAGAGCCGGGCCGACGGUGAGACGAGGGACUGAGGACUCGAACGCUCCCGGGGAGGAGAGCGCACGGCCCCCCGCGGGAGGGCCCCCCGCAGCCCUCGGAGAGAGGGACACCGCGCCCCAGAGCCUGCCUCUCCCCGGGGGGGAGCUGGACCUCCAGCUGGCGGCGUCUUUCCUACCAAGGACAGCGAGUGCCAGCCCCGGGGCCCCCGGCCCCGAGCUGCUGCCCAUCCUCCAGGACGUGUGCGGUCAGGUGCGCCGUCUCCGCGGGGCCCAGGACGCCACGUGGCCGGGACACGUCCCCACGCCCAGCGAAGGAGGCCUGGGUGCCGGGAUGGGAGAGCAGCCCGCCUGCUCCUACCUGGAGAGGAUUCUGUCUAAGAAGCUGGAGCUGAUGGAGAGGAGGCUGAUGGACCACCUGGAGGAGCGGCUGCGCGCCCUGCAGGAGCACCUCGACCGCCAGGUGGCGCUGCUGGCGCGCUCGCUGCACAGCCCAGGCUCCCCGCCCCUGUCCCCGCCCCCGGGGAUGCAGCUCCCCCACUGUGACUCCAGGGACACACUCUCCAAUGGGGAGAGAUAG
This is a messenger RNA of Pipistrellus nathusii (Nathusius's pipistrelle), 1341 nucleotides long. The record is from the annotation of a GenBank genome assembly. NCBI's taxonomy places the organism in Eukaryota, Metazoa, Chordata, Mammalia, Chiroptera, Vespertilionidae.